Numida meleagris (helmeted guineafowl) is the source of this 1441-nucleotide messenger RNA. RefSeq names its product early activation antigen CD69-like. The annotation marks the transcript as partial. The transcript has 3 exons. Lineage: Eukaryota; Metazoa; Chordata; Aves; Galliformes; Numididae. The record is from RefSeq and is a predicted model, not a curated record.
AAUGGCUUUGUGCCACUUGGGCUAUUUCGGGGCUGUCCGCUGCUGUUCGGGCCGUGUCGGGAUGUUUGGCCAUGUCAGUACAAGGUGGGGGUUGUUUGGGGCUGUCAGUGGCUGCUUUGGGUGGUUUGGGCAUCGAGGGGCUGAUCCAUGGCUGUUUGGGAGCCGUUCUCUGGGCAUUUUGGGGUCAUUCUGGGAUGGCUUUGGUGCCAUGUGCACCAUUUUUAGGCCGUUCAGGCCCAUGUAGGGCUGUGCUGGGGUCAUUUGGGGGUCAUGUUGGGGUCAAUUUGUAGUUAUUUGAAAGCCAAUUGUGUCCAUUUUUCGGCCCACCAGGUCCGUUUCCGUUCAUUUUGAGCUGUUCUGGGGCGCUUUGGGUCACCCUUGUGCUUUUUGGGUCAAUUGUGGGGCCUUGUGGAUUCACCCUGAAUCGAUGUGGGGCCAUUCUGAUGCCUUUUGAGCCAUUCCGGGGCCAUUUGUGUCCAUUUGAGCCUGCUUCAUAUCUGGGUCGCUUUAAGGCAGUUUUGGUCAAUUUGUUCUGAUUUGGGGCAUUCUGGGACUGUUCCUGUCUCUUUUGAGUCUCCUUGCUGCCAUUUCCAUGCAUUUUGGGCAGUGUGUCCCCACUUGGGGGCCAGUUGCGUCUGUUUAGCUCCAUUUGGUGCAUUUUAGGUGGAUCUGGAUCUUUCAGCUAUGGAUGCUGAUAAGGCACGAUUUUACUUUUACUCCCUUGUGAUACUUAAAGUCAUGUUCAACGCCCCUCUCUCGCUCCCAGCUCCUUUCCCUCCCGCCCACUCUCCCAGCUCCCAGAACAGGACGGGCAGAUCUCAGCUCCACGAUCCAACACUUCCACACUGUGGCAACUGGAGAGCAACAAUCAGAUACGCCACAGCAGGAAGCAAUGCUGUAUUCCCAUGGAGAAGAAAAACAACAAGAAAACCAAUGGGGCUGCAAAAGGAAUGUGGGCAGAAGGAAAACCGCCCUGUUGCUCUUUGUGAGUGGAGUGCUGGUGGGCGUCAUCGUCACGCUGGUGCCUGUGAUAGUGCUCCAGCAUCUGUUGCGGUCAUCUCACCCACACUUCUCCUACGUGUGCCCCGACGCCUGGGUCAGUUUCCAAGGGAAAUGCUAUUAUUUCUCGGACACAGAGAGUGACUGGAACAGCAGCAGGGAGCACUGCCAGCGCCUCGGAGCUUCCCUGGCCACCAUAGACACCAAGAAGGAGAUGGUGAGAGCGGGGCGUGAGCCCCAGUACCAGUCCGCUCAUCAAGGUCCGGUGCCCCCCAAUUUGCCCCAUGCCAAAGCCAUGAGGAGAUGCCUUUGUGGAAAGCAGCAGGCUGCGCAGGGACAGUGUCCCGUCCUCAUCUCCCCCCUCCCUGCACCCACCCGGCGCUGUCCUGAGCCGCGCAGCUCCAGGGGGAGGUCUUUGUCCACGCCAUUCCCAACACAGCAU